Molecule: messenger RNA, 3402 nt
Organism: Dama dama (fallow deer)
Lineage: Eukaryota; Metazoa; Chordata; Mammalia; Artiodactyla; Cervidae
Gene: NLRP8
Product: NLR family pyrin domain containing 8
Exons: 12
Coding region: 1-3402 (1133 amino acids)
Biological process (GO): regulation of inflammatory response
Cellular component (GO): cytoplasm
Molecular function (GO): protein binding
Source: RefSeq, a predicted model, not a curated record
AUGGGCGACGUGAAGUUGAACCCUGACCCCUCCUGCUCGUCCUCCCCUCUGUUCCCGUCCCUCGUCUCCCCUCCCUCGCCGGCGUCCUCCUCCUCCUCCUCCCUCCCCUACAGAAACGGAGUCAUGCCUUUCAUGCUCUCUGUCAGCGCGGAGCAUCUACAGAGGUUCAAGCAGCUUUUACUGGAGGAGAACCCCAGCCCCGACUGCAGCCCGCUCACCUGGGACCAGCUGAAGUCAGCCCGCUGCGGGGAGGUGGUCCAUCUGCUGACCGAGUACUUCCCGGGACGGCGCGCCUGGGAGGUGGCUCAUGACAUCUUCGCCAAGAUGAACCAGAGGGAGCUUUGUGUUCAGAUACAGAGGGAGCUGAAUGAAAUUUUACCUAACUUGGAACCGGAGGCCUGGAACCAGAGAAAGAGGGAGCUGACUUUGGAGGAAGAUGAGUCUGAUAAAAUUCGGGAGUACAAGGCACGUGUGAUGAGUGAGCACUCAGCCCUGUGGGACAGGACAUCUUGGCCUGGGAACAACGUGGACUUCUUUUACCAAGAGCCCUGGGGAGAAGACACACUCCUGCAGUGUCUUCUCCUGCCCAGAAAACCCCAAGGAAGACAGCCCAAGACCGUGGUCCUUCUGGGAGACGCUGCCGUCGGGAAGACCACCGUGGCCAAAAAAGUGAUGCUGGAGUGGGCAAAGGACAAGUUCUACGCCCACAAGGCCUGGUUCGCCUUCUACCUCCACUGCCAGGAGAUGGACGGGCUGGAGGAGCGGAGCUUCUCCGAGCUGAUCGCCUGCAAGUUGUCCGGGUCUCUGGCUCUCGCGUCUAGGAUCCUCUCCCACCCAGAACACCUCCUCCUCCUGCUGGAUGGCUUCGAGGAGCUAACCUUGACCCUCGUAGACAGACCGGAGGACCUGAGCCAAGACUGCAGCCAGAAAAUGCGCGGGUCCAUCCUCCUGACCUCUCUGUUGAGCAAAACGAUGCUCCCUGAUGCCACGAUCAUCGUCUUCCUGAGGUUCAACUUGUGGAAGACCGUGAUCCCCUUUCUGAAAGGCCCCUCUCUGAUCACCCUGACGGGCUUCAGCACGCCGGAGCGAUCCAGGUAUUUCAGGUCGUACUUCAAACACGGGCGCGAUGCCGACGCGGCCCUGCGCUUCGCCAUGGGCAACGCCGCCCUCUUCUCCAUGUGCCGGGUCCCCGUCACCUGCUGGCUGGUCUGCUCCUGUUUGAAGCAGCAGAUGGAGAGGGGUAGCAGCCUGCCGCAGGCAUUCCCCAACGCCGCGGCCGUGUUCGUCCACUACCUCUCCAGCCUGUUGCCAACCCAGGUGCGGCACGCUGUCAGCGAGACCCACCAGGAGCAGCUGAAACACCUGUGCUCCCUGGCCGCGGAGGGCAUGUGGAAGAACCAGUGGGUGUUCGGCGAGACGGAUUGCAGCCUGGCCAGACUGGACGAAAGGGACGUCCAGCUGUUUCUCAGGGUGAGGGUCCUCCGGAGGGUGGCGGCUAACAGGGACCUCAUCGCCUUCACCCACCCAAGCUUCCAGGAGUUCUUUGCCGCCCUGCUCUUCGUCCUCUGCUUCCCGCAGCGGCUCAGGAAUUUCGAAGCGUUGGACAGCUUCCACGUCUUACAGCUGCUGGCUCAUCCCGGGAGACGGAGAAACCCCCUGGCCGGAAUGGCGCUCUUCCUGUUUGGCCUGUUGAAUGACACGUGCACCCUCUCGGUGGAGCAGCUGCUUGGGUGCAAGGUGUCCCUGGGGAACAGGAGGAAACUGCUGAAGAUCGCCGCCCUGCCGCCCGACGGUGACCCCCCGGCCCCGCACCACAGGCUCCCCCAGCUCUUCUACUACCUGCACGAGAUCCGGGAGGAGGUCUUCGUGGGUCAGACCCUCCAUGAGUGUCGCAAGGCUCUGCUGGUCAUCAACAAGAUCAGGGAACUGCAGGUCUCCGCUUUCUGCCUCAAGUUCUGCCGACGUCUGCAGGAGCUAGAACUGACCGUCGCCAAAAUGACCAGCCUCUCGCCAGGCCCUCUUCCUUCUCCCCGACCAGAAGGCAGUGACAGGAAUUCUCUCUGGUGGCAAGAUUUCUGCUCUGUGUUUAGGACACACGAGAGUCUGGAAGUCCUGACUGUGAAAGACAGCGCGAUGGACACUGAGACCGUGGAGAUUCUUGCCGCAGCACUGAGGCAUCCACACUGUAACCUCCGAAAGCUGAUCUUCAGGCACGUGGGCUCCCUCGUGGUGAGUGAAGGCAUCCUCAGAGUUCUGGUGGAGAACCAGCACCUGAGACACUUGGAAAUAGAAGACACGAAGAUGAGACGCCAAGUGAUAGAGGCCCUCUGCAGCACCCUGAGACACCCGCGGUGCUUUCUGCAGACCCUCAGAGUGUCGUCGAUUUACAGGCUCGUGCUAGCCUCAGGUCUGCUGUCUGCGGAGCCGAAUCACUCUGCAGAUUUCUGCAGUCUUUUCCACGACCGGUCACUGCUGGACGGUUGCCCGUUUGACCCCACCACCGGGGCUGACCUCAUCUGGAGUCUCAGGAAGAACAUCCACCUGAAGACCCUGAUGCUGAGACGCGGCUGCCUGGAGAGGGGCGAGCCGUGUGCCCCUGUGUUGGCGCCCCAGCUGGAGAGGCUGUCGCUGGAGAAUUGUGACCUCACGUCGCUUUCCUAUAGAAGUCUUGGCUUUUCUCUUGUGAGUAACCGGAGUCUGACCCACCUGAGCCUGGCAGAAAACGCCCUGCAGGAUGACGGGGUGAAGGAGCUCUGGAACAUCUUACGAAACUUUUCAUUUCCUCUGCAGAGGCUGGUGCUGAGGAGUUGCGCCCUGACCUCCGAGUGCUGUCAAGACAUAGUGUCUGUUCUUGAUAAGAAUAAAACCCUGAGAAGUCUGGACCUUGGCUGUAACAGCCUGAGGGACGCCGGCAUGAUCCUGCUGUGUCAGCACCUGUUGAAACCUGACUCUGGCCUCCAGGUUCUUGAGCUCGGGGAGUGCCGGUUCACCUCCUUCUGCUGCCCGGUCCUGACCUCCGUGCUCCUCCACAACUGUACCCUGCGGCACCUGGACCUCAGUGGAAACAGCAUCGGGCUCCAGGGCGCCAAGCUCCUGCAAGACGCCGCCCUGCAGAGGGUGCUCGGCCCCAGGGUCGUCCUUCCCCUCACGGGGCUGCCACACCCCAACUCCUGCUGGUCUGAUGAGAAAGUGGACCUGGAUACUCCCGUGAACCGAGGCCGACAGAGCAUCGUCACCGGAAAGGUGGGCAGGGGCGGGGCGGGCAGGUGCGGAGAGCCGCUGCUCCGCCUCUACCCUGGGUGGGCCCGGCGGAGCGAAGCAGCCAAUAGGCAGCAAGAACGUCACCGCGCGGAUCCCCCAAAGGCCGUCACCACGUGCUUGCGGGCUGGGAUCCCGUCCUAG